AAAUAGCUAGUCGACUAUCAAAAGUUCCAACUUAUAUAGCGCUUGAUCCAACAGACUUGUUGUGUUGCUUAUAGAAUGAGAAAUGCUCUCAAAUGAAGAAAACCAAGGCAUCAUGAAUAUCUCAACAAGUCUUAGUGUAUUUUUAUUCUAACAAAGUCGAAAAGUCGCGAGGAUUGAGUGAUGGCUGGACAUUUACCCUGGAGCUUUGUCCUUUUGUUUGUUGUGGGAAAGAUUUCACUAUCAGUUGGUUUUACGUGGCUCAACUGCACCAAGCCGUCAUGCCAGUCAUUGUUCGUCUAUUCCCAGUGUAAUAACAACUCAUGUUCGUGUGGUGUGACGACUAACAAGUCAACAUGUAAUAUUGAACCAAGUGUUAUUGCAAACAGGACUGCURCUAACUUGAAUACCUCACAAGGAAACCUGUCGUGUUGCUGGUGUCCAUUAAAUAACACUUUUUGCUGUAAAACCUGUCAGACCAGCAGUCCGUCUAUUUCCCCAACAUCAACUAUACAGCAGCAAACAGCUACUAGCGCAGUGCCGGUAAYCAGUAUUCCUGCAGAUACCGCCUACCUACUGGCUGUUUUUAUAACUGACUGUACUCAAUAUCUGUCAAAAAAGAGCCAGGUAGCCUUGUCAUUCAACCACGUGAUCGGUAAUCUCACCAACACCGUCAUUGACGUCAUCAAUAUCACGUGCUCCACUGGAGCACAGCCCUACUGCGGGGUGGACGUUUCAAACCUAAAUAUUCUAGGGAAAUCAGUURUCGGUUCCGUGGAAUGCAGCAGCAUGUCGAUCAGAGCGGAAAUGAAGUCAAGCCCCUCUGUUCUGAGAAAGGAAGUGGAAAAGCUUCGAGCCUGGACACAGCAUGGAAAUCUUUCCGUGCAGCUCCAGGAUGGYUCAAAGAUAAAGCUAUCUUUCCUGAUUUCUCGAUUUAGUAAUACAUCGAAUGCUUUACACCAAGGGAAUUUGGUUAUAGCCACASCGAUCCCGCCGAUAACUACUGUAGCUCCAAUUGUCGUGAACAUCUUGCCCUUGGUAUAUGCAGGAAUAGGAGUAGGUAGUUUUAUAUUCCUGUGCAUCGUUUACCAAUGUGCYAAGCAGAGCUAUUACCUGAGAAAGAAGAAAUUCACAACAAUUAACAGCAAUCGAAUCAAUAGCCGCAAGAAAAAGAUGGAAGAAGCCAUGGAAAACGAACACAACAACAAUAAAGAUGAGAUUUCCCAAGAUCAAGUUGGAUUCGACAUGACACACAAUCGAUUACCAGUCGUGGACAACGAUACUUUAACGAGACGUUACGACUGGACAACACCAGGUUACUUACCAAGUAUGCUAGCCCCAGCCUACUCAGAUACUCACGGACAGCAACCUCCUCCACGACUAAUGUUGGACGAUGACGACUCAGAUGGAGAGCGAAGAAGCCUUGGUAAAUCAAGCGUCGUUAACGUCGACGAAGAAAGCGAUGAUGACUUGAGAGAGAUCCUUGAAAGUGAAGACGAAGAGGACAUUCGACCCAAUACUGGGCAGUCUUAUAUCUCAGCCCGCAACAAGUCCUUAUCAAUAUCUAACAACCGCAAACUCUCCACAGCAAGCAAAACAAACCAAGAAAAAAGACUUGAUUCAGCAGUAUUGAGACAACCAUCAAAUGUACGCAAGGCUUCUUUUGGUGGACCAAAGGAUGGCAACAGAUCUCCAAGAAACAGUUUUGGGAAUAUCAAAUCUAAUCGURUCACACCAAUUGACAAUACGAGAAAACCAUCAGUGUCUUCUCUCAAACCAAAGAAAAUUGUAGAUAGCACGUGCUGAUAUGUGCAUGUUAACAAGUGCGCACAAUUUUGGUUGCGCACGCUUUUGAGUUAUUGACACACUCAUAACGUCAUAUAAAAUAUGUUCAAAACCAGUAAGUAAACAAACUAGCGCAGCGAGAACAUAAACGAAAAAAUAAUUAACUGUGGAAUCUAUUUCUUUUCACAUUUUUAAUUUGAAAAUUAGCGAAAAUUAUUGUUUCUUUAAACUGAGGGCGCGCGCGAGACUUGACGUUCAAGUCAGCACAUUGUAUAUUUCCUUGACACUCUAAUCUAAUCAACUAAUCAUCGAGAAUUCACAGUUGUGGUAAAAAUUCAGGUAUACAACCUUCGUGUUGAAUUAGCUAGCUGUAUCAUCGAGCACGCCAACCUUAUUAAAGAGUCGUGAAUAUGCGAGAUCAGGAUUUCAGUUAAAAAGCCAAAAGCUAAAAUCGGGAUCACUGUUCACAAAUGGAUUCCUGAUCCCAUGAAUCUACUACAAACUGGUCCUGCUGCUACAGCCUAACGAGACUAAAACAAAGGCGAACGCCAAACGUCAAAUAGCCUUUAAGAUUUUGUUUUAUAGUUUUAUAGUGGAAAACAAAAAUAUAAACCCUUGUAAGGGAAUAGAGAUGCGUACAUGCACGAGAAAACGAUGAAUUUUAGACUAUACAAAUGACAAAGAACGGACCGAUGAUACAGAAUAACAAUGAUCACGAGAUUAGCUUUGACGUUUGAGGUUCGCAUUUAACGUUAGUCGAAAACUCUAUUAGAUCGAAAACAAACACCAU
Messenger RNA from Exaiptasia diaphana, 2572 nucleotides. RefSeq lists its product as uncharacterized. The transcript has 7 exons. The coding region runs from base 181 to 1803 and encodes 540 amino acids. Lineage: Eukaryota; Metazoa; Cnidaria; Anthozoa; Actiniaria; Aiptasiidae. The record is from RefSeq and is a predicted model, not a curated record.